Molecule: messenger RNA, 464 nt
Organism: Oncorhynchus nerka (sockeye salmon)
Lineage: Eukaryota; Metazoa; Chordata; Actinopteri; Salmoniformes; Salmonidae
Product: large ribosomal subunit protein eL33
Exons: 5
Coding region: 90-422 (110 amino acids)
Biological process (GO): ribosomal large subunit biogenesis; cytoplasmic translation
Cellular component (GO): ribosome; cytosolic large ribosomal subunit
Molecular function (GO): structural constituent of ribosome
Source: RefSeq, a predicted model, not a curated record
ACGUAAAUUUCCCAGCAUUCCAUUCCAACUUCCUUUUCCGCCAUUUUUCAGACAGCGAAGGUUUUUCCGUGCCUGGAAGAAGACUCGAGAUGCCAGGAAGACUGUGGAGCAAGGCUAUCUUUGCCGGGUACAAGCGUGGCCUGAGGAACCAGCGUGAGCACACCGCCCUGCUCAAGGUGGAGGGAGUUUACACAAGGGAGGAAGUUGACUUCUACCUGGGCAAGCGCUGUGCUUAUGUCUACAAGGCCAAGAAGAACACAGUGACGCCUGGUGGCAAGCCCAACAAGACGCGGGUAAUCUGGGGCAAAGUCAUGCGCGCUCAUGGCAACAGUGGAAUGGUGCGGGCCAAGUUCAGCAGUAACCUCCCCGCAAAGGCCAUGGGACACAGAGUCAGAGUGAUGCUGUACCCGUCUCGUGUGUAAUUUACUGUUUGUGUACAUACAUUAAACAACUCAGUUCCACAA